Copidosoma floridanum is the source of this 5794-nucleotide messenger RNA. RefSeq names its product circadian locomoter output cycles protein kaput. Gene Ontology annotation, biological process: regulation of DNA-templated transcription. Gene Ontology annotation, molecular function: DNA-binding transcription factor activity; protein dimerization activity. Lineage: Eukaryota; Metazoa; Arthropoda; Insecta; Hymenoptera; Encyrtidae. Gene Ontology annotation, cellular component: nucleus; cytoplasm; transcription regulator complex. The record is from RefSeq and is a predicted model, not a curated record.
UCCCGUGAAUUUAUCACCCGCUGCCCCAACCCGAUUACAGUUGCCCACGGCUAUUAUUAGCCCCAGCUGCCGUGCUUUGGCAGCGGCGACCGGCCGGCGUCUCUAUAUCUCUCUCGCCCGUCCAAUUUGAGAAGCCGUGACGCAGGUAACAACAAACACAGACUCCGUACAAAGCAAGCCAGAAAGCACGAAUUUCGCGGACCUGGCCGACAGUAGCUCGUAUCGGCAGUCCAUAACUCGUUGAUCCGCGAGCUCUGGCUCUUCCCGAGUGUCGGUCCGCGAAAGCGGGCCACCCGAGGGCCCCUAUGGAGUUCACGCACCCGAGGAGCUGGUUCCAGGAGAUGGGCGUCACCGACGGUUGGAAGCCCGAGGCCUGGACCGAAAGGUGCGUGUCCUCGGUGCGCGCCCCUACCUACUGGUCCGAGUGUCCCCUGCAAUCGUCCCCGUCGGACGUGUGGUAUCAGUACCAGCACCCCCCGCACCAGGAGCAGAUUUCGCACGACUCGGCGCUUCAGUUGUACCCGGCGCUGGCCGACACUGUCAACGAGGAGGACAACGUAGACGAGGAGGAUGCGGGGGACGAGAGGGAGGACGCGUUUCGGCUCGAGGUACCGACGAAGCUGCAGAAGUCGAACGAAAACCGCAGGGUCGUUACUGCCGUGUCCGACGCGCGGUUCAAUCCAGCCGAGAAACCGUUACCAAACAGCCAAAGUGCAAGGCAAAGUCGUAACUUGGCCGAGAAGCAGCGGAGGGACAACCUCAACGCGCACAUCACGGUGCUGCAGAAUUACAUGGGCGAUCAAGGCAAAAAGUCCGACAAAAUCAACACUUUGCGAGCAACUUCCGCUUUCUUGCGAAUGUGUUACGUUUUUAAUUGGAAAGGUCGGAAUAACGAAGAGAUGAGAGCGGAAAAUUUUGACCCGGUAGAGCAAAAAAUCCGAAAAUUGAUAUUACACGCGUCGGUUGGAAAUGAUGGUUUUCACAUUGUCAUCACAUCGGCUGGAAGCGUCGUGUGGGUCAGCGAUCACAUUGAACAGCAUCUCGGUUACAAUAAGGAAGAAGUGAAGGGGCAGCCGUUCUACACGUACGUGUACUCGGCCGAUUGCCAGCAGGUGCAGAAUUUCCUGACGUCCAAAAAUUCGAAAUCCCUCCCGACAAUCACCGAGGACAUUGGCUGCGACGACAAGCAAACCAUGUACUUUCGCAUAGCCACGCGCUCGAAUUCACGGAGGGAGGACACGCGUUACGAAUUCGUUUCCAUGAGCGGCAUCAUACGACUUAACGACACUUGCAGAAAGAGGAAAAAGAACUCGGGUGAUAACUGGCAACUGGAAAACAGAUCAAAUAACGAUGUUGUCUUCAUUGGGACUAUAACUUUACUAAACAGAAAAAAAAUCGAAGACAUUGCAAUUUUGGAUUCUACUAAGGACGAAUAUGUCACGAGACAUUUGAUUGACGGCAAGAUUAUUUUUUGCGAUUAUAGGAUAGCUACGAUAGCUGGUUAUCUUCCUGAAGAAGUUAGCGGAUUGAACGCCUUUAAUUACAUUCACAAAGACGAUCUUCAAUGGAUUAUGAUGGUUUUAAAAAGCAUGUACAAUAUGUUGAAGUACUUUGGAAAAACGUGUUACAGACUGCGAACAAAAAACGACGAUAUUAUUUAUCUUCGAACGCAUGGCUAUUUAGAAUUCAAUAGAAAAGAUCAAGAUUUUUUGUCGUUUGUUUGCGUCAACACUUUAGUAACGAAAGAAGAAGGGGAAAGGCUUAUGAAUGAGAUGAAGGAAGCAUAUUCCGGAACAUACGAGCAAAAUGCAAAAUCUUUAAAACACAAAUUCGACAAUGAUUCAUCAGAUUCAUCAGAUAGUUUGAAAAUAAGUGAAUAUGAAUCACCUACGCAAGAUCCUGAAGAACUUGAAUUAGCGAUUCAAGACUUGGUUAGUGGCAUUCAGGCGCCAGAAACGAUAACAAAAAAGGCUUUAGAAAUAAUCGAGCCACCUCCUGAGCUGGAGUAUAAAAAAGUUGUCGCAAUAUCUAAAGCAAUGCCUCCAGCUAAUUUUCAAGCACAAAAAAUUGGCGUAGACGACCCGGGGCUCCAUCUGUAUAAAAGAAAAAAAACGAAUCACAGUGUACUAAAAAAUAAAGUUGACGGGUCGGUGUCCGAGUGCACUUCUGAAGAUGAAAGGUCAGUGGUGGAAUUGACUCACAAGAGAGUAUCGGAAUCUGAGGAAACGAUAAGUCCCUUUUCAAAUAAAUCGGAUGGAACAUCUGAUUCGUCAUCAUUCAACAUCACGGUCACGGAUAAACUUCAACGGUCAAAGUUAAGAAGAUUGUAUGAUGAUACGAGAGACUUGGCAUCGAUGCCAGUGAAAAGAAAAAUUCUAGAUCUCCGUGAAAAUCUGAAAACGAUAAAUAUAGAUGAUUCUAAUCAGUGUAUCAUUGGAGAAUUAGAUUAUCCAACUUACAUCCAAGAUGUAAAUCAAGUUACCGCCGAAUCAACAGAAAAUCAAUGCAUGGAUACAAAUGAACGACUACUAAACUCUAGUUAUAGUAGUAACUCAGAAAUAGUUGAUAAAUUGUUUAAUAAUCUUCCUCUAUUGAUUCAUCAUAAUGGAACUCCCGGAGAAUAAAAUAUUUAUCAGUUAAAUAUUGUAAAAGUUUAAAUCUUUUACGAUAAAACAGUAAUUAAAGUUGAAAUCGUCAAAUGAUAAAAUGUAAUUAAAAUAAUUGCUCCAUUUGGCUAAUAAAACAGGAGAUUAUAUAAGAUAUGCGGGUAGCAGAAAGUAUAAAUUUUAUUUAUAUCGUUUCUGGUUAAAUUAAAUAAUGAAUCUAACAUUUAGACUCAGCUUGAUAGGUCUUUUCAAGCAUAUGCAAUUAGCAAUCUUAAAAGUGACUAAACAUACUCUACCUAGUGAGAGAUGAUAUUCUUCUCGUUACAAGGCAGUUUAUGCUUGUAUAAGUUAACGAAAGAUAGAGGGUAUCGAAGUUCGGCAAUGUUGCAAAAUAAAGGUGUUGUGUCUAGUCGUUUGAAUAUUAUUGUACAAAUUUAAAAUAACCGAAAAUUUUAUAAUACAAAACUUGUAGAACAAAAGAAUUUUCAACUGACUAGACCAUAGCAGUGCAGGGCAUUUCUUUGGCGAGUGCAAAAUGUAGUUGAAAAUAAGUAGAAUCGAUUGAAGAGAAAACUGUAACUGCUAUUUAUUGUUUGCUAAGGCCGGCUGAAAAGAUUGAACAGCUUUCGUUGUUGAUAAAACGUGCCCUACAUUGAUUUAUUUGUUCAUGUAUGGUUAAUGUUUAAAUUUGUAAAUAGUUCAUGUAGUUUAUAAGAAUUUUACCAAGUGGUGUUCGACUUUAAAUUGUGUACAUAAUUCUGGGAACACUGAGUGCAAAAUAUUUAUGCUAAGAUACAGAUAAUCAAGGUUGUAUGAUGUAUUUACUUUAUUUGGUACCAUUUUUAAUUGGCUCAUUUACAAGACUGCAACGUGAAAAUUAUCAAAAAAUCAUGUUUUAGAUCAAUGGAGAAAGAGGGAACAUCAGAGGUAUGAUUUUUUUAUUUCGUCAUGAAAAAAUAGCUAGUUGAUGAAAAAUUCGUAUAAAAAGUAACUUGAAAACACAAAAAUUCAUGCGACUGAGUCAAAAACGUAAUUCUCAUUUUCUAUUCAAGCUUGUGGAGUGUUUUUCAUGAUAUUUUUCUUUCAGUUUAGAUAUAGAAAUUGAUAGUCAAAAUUUAUAUUAUUUCUCGUGGUCCCUCUUUUAGGAAUGUUAACAGUAGAUGAACGUCGUUACAUUUUUUUCACGAAAACAUUCAUAAAAAUAAUAAUGAUUACGUUUUAUUUAUCCAGACGUUUCGACAUAGAAUCUUACUACAAUUUCUUUAGCUCAUCGUAAUUUCAGUAACUAUACGAAGAAAUUUAAUACUGUUAUCAAAUACAUUUAAACAAAUUUUAAUCGAAUUAUAAGCAGAAUCGUAGAUUUUUUAAAAAUAUAUCGAGAUAUUUAUUAUUUUCAGCAAAAAAUGUUCAACAAAAUCUUUUGCAAGAACGUUUGUAAGCAUUUACAUGAUAAUGAGCAUGAGGAGAGUUUACGUAAACAUUUAUAAAAUUAUUUAUACAGGUUUUUGUGCAUGCUUCGAAUACCAAUCUGCACAUGAAAAUUUCAAGUUCUUUUGUUGGUUCUUACAUAAGUUCUUAAAAUUCUUGCAGUUGUACAUUUUUAUUCGUGAUUUGGUUUAAGCAUCCAUUUUAUAUAUGUACAUAUUCAAAAGGUUUUUUGUAAACAAAAUUUUUUUACUAGUGUCGAUACAUUUUAAUUAAUGUUUGUUUACACGCGUUUCAUGAAUAAUAUUGGAGAUGCAUCUUUUAUCAUUAUUAUUUUUAUUUUUGUUUAAACUUAAUAUCAUUAUUUUAUAAUUCACUAUUAUUAUAUUCAUUAUUAUUAUGAUUGUGUCCGACUAGGAUAUAAUAACUAAGCAGUCAAUGAAACGAUCCAUUAUUAAAAGAUAUAUUGAUGAAAAUUGUUGAUUGAUAUUACGUUUAAAAGCUAAUGGAAUAAUGAUCAAGGUGAAAUUUCGAAAUUAUUAUUAAAGGUCGUGAUCUCGAUUACGUUGAAAAUCUUGAUCGAUUGUAUCAUUGCUGUCGAUUGCAUGUUAAUAAACAAUGUUUUUGUGCAAAAAAUGCAGUCUCAAAUAAGUACUCGUAAUCUCAGUGUUUUUUUACUAAUUUCCAAAUGAAUUCAUAGAAUGAAAACUCGACGCGGUUUGUCAAUAAUCGUACAAAAUAUCUUGACGACCAAAUUAUUCAACAUAGCUCAUUGACGCGUGUAAAAUAUAUCAUACUUACGUUUAACUUGUUAAUAUUGUGAAUUACGAUUGAAACAAAAGCUAAUAUUAUUAACUUACCUGCAGAAAUUAUGAAAAAAAAAAUUUGUCGAUUGUGCAUCUCCUAAAUGUAAAAGGUUUUCUCGCAAGUCGGAUUGUCUAAAAAAUUUUUACUUAUUUAUCACUUCUUUUAUUCUAUGUCCGUAUAUGGAACUGUACAAACAAUUGUGAAUAUUUCAAAGGUGAGAUUUUAAAAUAUAUUUAAGCACUAUUUUUUAAUGUACUUAAUACAGUAUCAUCAACAUGAAACAAUUACUUGAAAUAGGCAACCAUUUUUCGAGAAAACUUUAACUAUUUAAAAAGUACGUAAUUUCGAGAUAUUCUCGACAAAGUUACAAUGUACAAAAAAAAUGUUUCAAUUGCUUGCAGCGUGCUACUGGAAAAUCAUAAUACAGCUCUAUAUUUAAUAUAGGGGCCAAAAAAUUCAAGAGUGAUUUGAUCACAUUUUCAUUAUAUGGUAUAACUUUAAAAAGUCUGAUGAAAUUAUGAGCUAAAUCAUUAUUUUCUCGUUAAGAUAUGAAAAUGUUUGUUUCUGGAAUAAAUUCUUCGUGGUGUUGAUAAAUGAUAUAGAUAUACUUAAAUCCAAAUAUUCCUUGGCACAUGAGACCACCAAGGUAUACCGUUAUAGUAAAGAGGGCAAACUUGAUAAGCCUACGUAGCACGUUGUUGUAGGAGCAGUUUAUUUAAAAUUGAUUGUCUGAGAAAGUACCUGUCAAAUUGACGAAAUUCUUGAAAAAUUUAAACUUUUUAUAAGUUGUUAUCAAAAAAUUUUAAGUUUUAAUCGUUGGUUUGGCAUAAAUUAUUCGUAGAUAUAUUUAAAAUUAUCGACUGUUUUUGUUGACACGUUGGAAUACUAAAUUUAAAAAACGAUUAUUUUACUAUAUAAGGACUAUAAAUUAAAACAAAAAUUUAACGAAAAAUAGA